UGCCGCUUGCCGCCAUUGACACGCACAGAUAAAACCCAAAGAAAGGCAAAGAGUCCUGCCCUGCACCGGCGCCGCGCGGGCCGAACCUGCGCCCGGGGAGGGGCGCGCAGAGGGCACCGGGCGCGCGGAGCAGGCGGCGCAGCACCAGCAUUGUCUUAGUGUUGGGAGCCCAGCGUGUCAGCACGCUGAGAGGGAAACUGAGGCAAGAUGUCGGGCCGGAGCGGGAAGAAGAAAAUGUCCAAGCUGUCCCGGUCGGCGAGGGCCGGAGUCAUCUUCCCAGUGGGGAGGCUGAUGCGUUACUUGAAGAAAGGGACGUUCAAGUACCGGAUCAGUGUGGGCGCUCCCGUCUACAUGGCAGCAGUGAUUGAGUACCUGGCAGCGGAAAUCCUAGAAUUGGCCGGAAAUGCCGCAAGGGACAACAAGAAGGCACGGAUAGCCCCGAGACACAUCCUGCUGGCUGUUGCCAAUGAUGAGGAGCUCAACCAGCUGCUGAAGGGAGUGACUAUCGCCAGCGGAGGUGUCCUGCCCAGAAUUCACCCCGAACUGCUGGCCAAAAAGCGAGGGACCAAAGGCAAGUCGGAAACGAUCCUCUCCCCACCCCCAGAGAAAAGAGGAAGGAAGGCCACGUCAGGCAAGAAGGGGGGCAAGAAAACCAAGGCUGCCAAGCCACGGGCAUCCAAAAAGUCCAAAGCAAAGGACAGUGAUAAAGAAGGAACCUCAAAUUCCACCUCUGAAGAUGGGCCAGGGGAUGGGUUCACCAUCUUGUCUUCUAAGAGCCUUGUUCUAGGACAGAAGCUGUCCCUGACCCAGAGUGACAUCAGCCAUAUUGGCUCCAUGAGAGUGGAGGGCAUCGUCCACCCAACCACAGCUGAAAUUGACCUCAAGGAAGAUAUAGGCAAAGCCUUGGAAAAGGCUGGUGGCAAAGAGUUCUUGGAAACAGUCAAGGAGCUUCGCAAAUCCCAAGGCCCUUUAGAAGUUGCUGAAGCUGCUGUCAGCCAAUCCAGUGGACUUGCCGCUAAAUUCGUCAUCCACUGUCACAUCCCCCAGUGGGGCUCUGACAAAUGUGAAGAACAGCUUGAAGAGACCAUCAAAAACUGCCUUUCGGCGGCUGAGGACAAGAAGCUGAAGUCUGUCGCAUUCCCACCCUUCCCCAGCGGCAGAAACUGCUUUCCCAAACAGACAGCCGCUCAGGUGACCCUCAAGGCAAUCUCGGCCCACUUUGAUGACUCGAGCGCGUCAUCCCUGAAGAACGUGUACUUCCUGCUCUUCGACAGUGAGAGCAUCGGCAUCUACGUGCAGGAGAUGGCCAAGCUGGACAUCAAGUAGCCGCACUCCAGCAGGGACAGAGGAGCGACGUCACGUCACGAGAGUGGGUUAUUUUUUAAAAGGAGCAAGAAAGGUGACGGCAGGGGGCAGAGGGCAGCUGAGAGGGACGCGGGUAGCAGAAGCGGCCGGAGCAGGUCCUGCCCAUGGCGCCUAGGUGCCCCCUGCGUUUUAUAUUCUCCUUAUAAAGGGCCUUGGUCCAUGCCGAACCAGGUCUCUGCCAGGGGUUUCUUUCCAUGUUUUCUUCCGGUUGUUUUAGAACUUUUUAAAAAAGAAAUCAGACCUCGUUUUAGAUUUAUAGCAUUGACUUUUACACACACUCAAAAAAUCCUUUCAAGAUCCUUCAAUCUUUUGUUCCUCCUUUCUCUGAGGGAAGAGGGCAUGAGGGUGACUUGGGUUUGGGGGCUGCCUGUGUUCCAUGGUGGAGAGAAGACGGGAAAGACGUCUCACUGGUGCUUUUCUCUUGUUUCCGUGUCCCCUCCCACCCCUACCCCCCUGACCCCUAUAAUAUCUGUAACUACUCCUAAAACGUUUUUGCUUCGGGCUUAUUUUGGUUUCGUUUUGUUUCGUUUUGUUUUUAAAGAAAAUGAAAGGAAAAAAUAAAAGAUCCAGUGUCUUUCUUAUAAUGUGUUC
Molecule: messenger RNA, 1956 nt
Organism: Heterocephalus glaber (naked mole-rat)
Lineage: Eukaryota; Metazoa; Chordata; Mammalia; Rodentia; Bathyergidae
Gene: Macroh2a2
Product: macroH2A.2 histone
Biological process (GO): nucleosome assembly
Cellular component (GO): nucleosome
Molecular function (GO): structural constituent of chromatin; DNA binding; protein heterodimerization activity
Source: RefSeq, marked provisional